This is a messenger RNA of Iphiclides podalirius (scarce swallowtail), 3594 nucleotides long. The record is from the annotation of a GenBank genome assembly. Lineage: Eukaryota; Metazoa; Arthropoda; Insecta; Lepidoptera; Papilionidae.
AUGGAGGAGACUGUCCGCUCCCUGCUCCAGUACAAGAGCCGUGUGGAAACUCUGAAGCAAGAGAAAGCCUCUCUAUCAUCUGCCCUCGAGGCCUCGGCCGCCCACCACCAGUGCCAGCUGUCUGCCCUCAGCGCGGAGAACGAGCGGCUCAGGGGCCAGCUCUCCGCGCUGACCGCAGGGCUGGGCGGCGAGCACGGCCGCCGCUUGGACGAUGUGGCGCAGCAAGUGGUCCGCGCGCUGCUCUCGCAGAAGAGCGUUCGCGAGGAGUUGUGCUGCGCCAAGGCCAGGGUGCGCGACCUGGAGGCCCAGAACCGGGCGCUGAGCGCGCUGCUGGUGCGCCAGCUUCGCCCUCAACCGCGGCCGUCGCCCGCCACGCCGCACACGCCGCACACGCCGCACACGCCACACACGCCGCACACGCCCAGGGACUUGCAAGUCCACGUGGUUGGCUCGUGCGGGUCGCUGGUCUCGUUCCGCGACUCGCCGCCCCCGCCGCAGCCCCACCCGCUGAGCCACGACGACAAGCGCCGCCACCAGAUCCUCGCGGACAUUUGGACUGAGCUGAAGGGGCUAGAGGUGACCCCUGCAAACCUAGCGAGAGCCCUCUCCGCUGUUGACCCCACUCUUUGGGCCCCGCCGACUCGACCAGCGACUCUGAGCCUCAACAUGCCGCAGCCUUGCACGGAUUCCGUCAAAGGUGCCGGCGCGGAGAAGGCGACGGAGGAGGAAGGCGGCGAGGCGGGCGAGGGGGGCGAGGGGGGCGCGGAGUCGCCGGAGAGCGGUGCCAAAGACGAGGGCUACUCCACCAUGUCCAGCGACGUGCAGGCGGACGCGUCGCGACAGAGCGACCACGCGGCGGACCGCGCGCUGCCGGACCUCAACGAGGCGUCCGACGAAACCGACAACCAGACGAUAGUCUCCAUCAAUCCCCGCGAGUCCCGAAGGCACGGGCGGCUGCUGGCGGACGCGGACUACAUAUACUUCCCGAUAGGCAUUGCGUUCGCCGGCCUCAGAGGCAGCUACCCCCCCUCACGGCCCGUCCUCCCCUUCCAGCACGUCGUGAGGAGCUUCUCCGAUUCGCACCUCUGCUUGAAAGUAAUAGCGGGCACCACCUGCCCCACCAGCUGCCUCGACAGCCCGACGCCGAGCUCGGGAGUCCUAGUGCUAGACCUCAAGCCCGCGCCGGAGAGGCCGUUAAGGAGACCCGCGAUAGCCUCCACCACGAGUUCAGAAAGGGUCUCGUGGGGCAGCACGGUCGACGAGCGGGCCGACGGCUCGCAGUAUGACGCGGAUUACGUCCAACACUGGCUCGAACUCGACGACGCCAGGUCGGCGCUCCAACAAAGGCAUCGGGACUUAGCCGACUUGGAGUACGACAGGGCUGAACUGGAAGACUGGAGCUUAUCGUUGUCCUGCGAGGAUCUCAGAGACAGGCAGUCCCCUUUUACAGAGAUCACGACACCGGGCCAAAUAUCACUCUCCACCUUGCCGAGUAUUAGGGAGGAUGACGCCUUAGAACUGGAGGAGGACGUCGGCGACUGCCUCUGGAACGACUGCGGAUUUGCAACAGUCGAAAUCGACGAGUGCAAAAUGAACGAUGAAGCCGAAAGCGCCGAGAAGCGGUGGGAGUGCUCCGGCACCCAUUCGCCCGGUGGAUCGUGGUCCAGCGCUUCCGACGCGCCCGAGAAGCGCUCCAGCACAGCGCUGAGCGAAGACGGCGACUGCGCCAACGUCGGCCUGGACUUCACCAGGGACUUCUACCGCCUCGUCAAAUACGAGAGCACCAAGAGCCUCGCGUCGAACUCCUCCCGCGGCAUACCGUCGCAGGACCCGAGCGGCCACCUGCGGAUACACGACGUGCAGGCGAUGGCGCUGCAGGACCGCGAGCAGGCGCUGCAGAACGUGCUGCACUUCAUCGCCGAGCAGCAGAAGUACUGCCGCGACCGCGAGGAGUCCGACUCGGCGUCGUCGCGGCCCGUGUCCGAGAUACGCGAGCUGCCGCCACCGUACGCCGCGGCCGACUACGACGACGACUCGGUGGGGCCGCGCAGCGAGCUGUCCGAGGACAGGCAGCGGCCCGACUCGUUCGGCAGCUUCUCCGAGAACGACUCAGCGGACAUCCCCGGUGGGAUGGUCAAAGCGGCGUUCCCGGCCGACGUCUCCGAGCCGCUGUGCACCCCGCGCUUCAUAGAGCGCGAGCGGCCGUACGCCGAAUCCGAGGACUACUACGAGCCGUUUUCGCAACUGGGCGCUGAAAACGCGGAGAACGAAGCGGACGAGCGCCACCUGCUCAAGGUGCAGAUGAAGAACGAGAUAAACAAAUGCAUCGACACCGGCCUCGCGCCCGACCUUGUUCAUCCGCCGCCGCUCAAAGACGAUCGGCCUAGCGACGAGCCCACGCGGAGUGCGGAUCACAACACGGCGCUGAAGGAGAACACGGUCAACAUAAUGCUGAACAAGCAGCCCGCGCUUUGUGAGAGGGUCGACGCGGAACCGGGUGUGACGAAAUCGCCGAGCUUCCCGUUUACUACUGGCGAGACGGAGAUAUCGCUGGUGGAGGAGGUGCUGAGCGCUUGCAGGAGGAGCACGGGCGUGUUGGUGCCGGUGCCCGAAGAGGAGGAGGGCUCGUCGCCCGAAGCGAACUCGCCUCAGAUGACGGAGUCGAACACUACCAGUACGUCGACCGCGGAAACUGUGAUAGUAAGCAAUAAGAGCGAUGGGACGCAGAGAGACGUUAGGACUAGGCUAGAGAGGAGUCGCAUACCGACCCUAAUGGGCGGUAAAAGACCACCGUCCUCCCCAAACCGCGCCAGGUCGAAAAUCCCGGUCGCGGGGAGGUGUAGACCGGUCUCCGCGCUGUCUGCUCCAACCCCCGAGCCGAUAAUUGUGAAGCAAGAACACACGCUGAGCUUCCACGAGGCUGCCACGUCGAAGGACGUCAUUGACGAGCUGAACAGAAUGAUUCGCCAAAGCGAAGGACCGACGGCGACGGCAGAGCCCAAGAACGAAGACAGAGUGGAGAAGACUUGCACUAACAGGGAUCGGGCACUUUGGGCACCAACGGGAUGGGUCCACGUCGAGAAGGACAUAGACUUCAGUGACCCUAAGGCGCGCGCCAACCUGCUGGACGUCAUGCUGGCGUCCAGCGACUCCUCGCCCUCCUCGUGCGGCUCCUCGCCCGCGGAGCCGCCGGCGCCCUACUCCCGCCUGCAUCGCUUGCACCGCACCAGGCGGCAGAAAACCGGGGGCGCCCCCCUCACGCGCAGGGGGCGCCACCCUCACGCGCAGGGGGCGCUCCCCUCACGCGCUGGGGGCGCCCCCCUCACGCCCAGGGGGCGCCCCCCUCACGCGCAGGGGGCGCCCGCUCGCAGCCGCCGUAACGUGGGCCCUGUUGCUGCAGCGGCGGCGCUGCGCAGCCGCGGGCUGGCCGUGCUGCGGCUGCCGCGCGCGCGCCGUCCCACCAUCCUCGGCCGUGACGGCUUCUUCGUGCGUUACGGCGACCGGGAGCGGGCCGCCGUCGCCACCUUCGAUUUCCUCGACCAGCUGCCGGGCGGCGCGUCGCCCGACGCCAGGGACACAGCCCGCCCCGAACCC